Messenger RNA from Sugiyamaella lignohabitans, 2154 nucleotides. RefSeq names its product dolichyl-P-Glc:Man(9)GlcNAc(2)-PP-dolichol alpha-1,3-glucosyltransferase (gene ALG6). NCBI's taxonomy places the organism in Eukaryota, Fungi, Ascomycota, Dipodascomycetes, Dipodascales, Trichomonascaceae. The record is from RefSeq and is a predicted model, not a curated record. Bases 1 to 2154 code for a protein of 717 amino acids. Gene Ontology annotation, biological process: protein N-linked glycosylation. Gene Ontology annotation, cellular component: endoplasmic reticulum membrane. The transcript has a single exon. Gene Ontology annotation, molecular function: dolichyl pyrophosphate Man9GlcNAc2 alpha-1,3-glucosyltransferase activity.
AUGUCGAGUCAGGGUCUGGCGUACGCGAAGAAUGCGUCGGACGCCGCGAAAAGGGCUGCUGCUGGUCUGUCGGGGUCGCCUCGGGGAGGAGGAAAUGGUAGUCCCAGCUUGAAUCGGUCUGGUUCACAAACCACGCCAGCCAGCUCUCCUGGACCGUCAUUAGGCCACGGAAGUUCAAUUACCGCUAAUCGAGCCGCUGGGUCUCCAGCUAGCCAGCGUCAAAGCUCGCCUUUGAAAUCGAGUCUGAAGAAUGGCUCCAGGGGGGGUACCAACAGUAACAGUAAUAAUGGCAUAAUCAGUAACAAUGGUAAUGGAAAUGGUAGUGGAAAUGGCAAUGGCAAUGGCAGCAAUAGCAGUGGGAAUGGCAGCAGUAAAAGUCAUGGAACCGGUACCAAAGGAUCAGGUGCUGCUGCAAACCGACCGGGGUCGUGGUCUGGAUCCACUGCUGGGUCGUCUCAGUCCCAGCUUCGUAAACGAAAGGCUAAUGCUGGUGGUGGUGGCGGUUCUAGUGGUCCAGGUUCUGGUGUGAAAACUACUGGAUCGGCUUCGAAUUCGAGUCCGUACUCAUCUCGACCCGGAUCUUCUGUUAAUAGCCCGGCCAGAUCCAGGAGAGCCAGUUAUACAGGAGCAUCGGGUCUGCCUCCAUCACCACUGGUCAAUUCCCCGUUAUUCGAAUUUCUUUCGCCUUUUAAAGGCGCUUCUACUCAAUGGGUGGCCAGAUAUAUCAUUAUCUCGUUUGCUAUUAUUAUACGGUCGGCAGUAGCUCUUGGCCCAUAUUCAGGAUUUCAGUCCCCUCCGAUGCACGGAGAUUUCGAGGCUCAGAGACACUGGAUGGAAUUGACUAUCCAUUUGCCAAUAGAUCAAUGGUACUUUUAUGACCUUCAAUGGUGGGGACUGGAUUAUCCACCCUUGACAGCAUAUCAUUCUUGGUUAUUAGGCAAAAUUGGUUCGGCUUUUAAUCCCAGCUGGUUUGCUCUGGGCUCUUCUCGGGGUCUCGACGACUAUGAUUUAAAAUCUUAUAUGAGAGCCACUGUCAUAUUUUCCGAGCUGGCGGUUUAUAUUCCAGCUGUUAUCUGGUUUGUGAGAUGGAGUGGUACUAAGAGCCCUAAUAAACUGAGUCCUAUUGACCAGUCUAUAGCAGCUGCUGCUAUUAUCUUUCAGCCGGCUGUUAUUCUUAUUGAUCAUGGCCAUUUCCAGUAUAAUACGGUCAUGCUCGGUCUGGCUUUGUUGUCUGUAGUCAAUCUUGUCAAUGGUCAUCGUCUCAGCUCAGCUCUGUUCUUUGUAUUGGCACUUGGUUUUAAACAGAUGGCUCUUUACUACGCGCCAAUCAUCUUUGCUUAUAUGCUGGGUGACUGUAUCUUCCCUCGACCCAAUAUCAUUCGUUUACUGGGUAUUGGAGUAGUAGUGAUCUUAACGUUUUCUGCACUGUUUGGACCCUUGUUAUUAUCAGGAGGAGUUCCUGUGAUUCUUCAAAGCAUCCAUCGUAUCUUCCCAUUUUCACGGGGUCUUUGGGAAGAUAAAGUCGCUAAUUUGUGGUGUACUGCCAAUACUUUUGUCAAACUCAAGACUCUCUUUGACGAUAAACAGCUACAAUUAGCGAGUCUUGUCGCGACACUGGUUUCUAUCACACCAGCCAUGAUCAUUGUAUUUUUCAAACCACGACCGGAACUGCUUCCAUGGGCAUUAAGUGCUGGAGCAUGGGGUUUUUUCCUGUUCUCUUUCCAAGUUCACGAAAAAAGCGUCCUUCUGCCAUUAAUGCCAGCCACAGUGCUACUCUCGUACCCGGAUCCGAACAUUGUAUCCAAUGUCGUCUGGAUCAACAACAUCGCGACCUUCUCACUGUGGCCCUUGCUGCACCGAGAAGGGCUCGUUCUGCAGUACGUGGUUAUCGUGUUCCUGUGGAACUGGCUUAUCGGCAACCUCAACCCCUCGCGGUUUUGGAAAAUCCUCCCCAACUCGUGGUUCAUGAGACUCGUACACACCGGCUCCUACACAGCCGCCAUCGCCCUCCACCUGGCCGAAUACCUCUACCCAACGGCCCUCGGUUUCACGGCACGCUACCCGGACCUCUACAUCCUCGGCAACGUGACCCUGUCAUUCGCAUGUUUCUCUCUCUUCUGGCUAUGGACCCUAUAUAAACUAGCUACAAUCUGA